This is a messenger RNA of Haemonchus placei, 426 nucleotides long. The record is from the annotation of a GenBank genome assembly. Lineage: Eukaryota; Metazoa; Nematoda; Chromadorea; Rhabditida; Trichostrongylidae.
AGUGGUUAUUCCGAUCUGAAGGAACUGGUCCCACAAACAGCUUCGGCUAUGGGGUGCAAGACCACGAAUGCGGCUAUACUAUUCAGGGCUUGUGACUAUAUGCAUCAGUUAACGUCCGAGGUUAAGGCGAAUGAGAAGGAUAUACAACAACUCAAUGCUCAGAUUUCUGCAUUGGAGAUGAUUGCUUGUCAGUAUGAAGCUAUGGCUGCUGAAGCUCCUUCAACUACUACAACUUCCCUGCAAACUCGAAUGUUACAAAUCUUGCUUGAUGAUUGCUUCUCUUCAUUCGUUGAACAAGUGGAUUUUUCAUCGUAUGCAACUAUAACACGCACAUUGCUCACAUGGGUAGAACGAAUUGCAUCACAUAGCGAUCGAUUCAAGAAAACAGCUGGAGUUAUGGUUACUCUUCCAUUCACACAACGCUGA